CGGAUCGCGAGACGUUGUCGGUCGUGUAAUUCCUUUCUCGUGAAUGAAAAGAAAUUCGGUUGCGGGGUAUUGCAAGCUGAACGUACGCCGAAUAAUCCGUUCCUUCUUCGUGUCGACUGAAACGAGUGAGAUGCCGUCGCUGGACGAAAUGAACGUCGAAUGCCGUAUGUGCUGGACGCUGUACAUAUCAUCACCCUGCCGGCUGUGAUUUGGCAGGUCUCCUGCAGUGCGCCAUGUAGCACGGACGCGCACCAAAAUGAUGCUUUAUCGGCAGUGUCGGAAAACGAACGUGGCUACGUAGUACCAAUUUCGAACAUGGACGGUACUGGCGGUAGUGUACAGGGUGGCAUCUCUCAAUGCAUUCCUCAGGGCUACCAAUGGCAACACGUUUCCUUCGUGAAACUUCGUGAAGUGCAAAUCGUAUCAGCCGAGCUCUACGAUUGGCUCGCCCGCUUCGACCGUUUCGAUACUUCGAGUAUCGCGCUUUCGAUACGCUUCAAAUCACAGUCAAUCGUGCAGCGCGUCGCGACGUGACGGAUCGUCAAGUUCGAAGCGCGUU
Temnothorax curvispinosus is the source of this 559-nucleotide messenger RNA. RefSeq lists its product as uncharacterized. Lineage: Eukaryota; Metazoa; Arthropoda; Insecta; Hymenoptera; Formicidae. The transcript is spliced from 2 exons. The record is from RefSeq and is a predicted model, not a curated record. Bases 160 to 534 code for a protein of 124 amino acids.